Mustela erminea (ermine) is the source of this 1977-nucleotide messenger RNA. Its product is annotated as cytochrome P450 2F5. The record is from RefSeq and is a predicted model, not a curated record. The transcript has 8 exons. Gene Ontology annotation, molecular function: heme binding; iron ion binding; oxidoreductase activity, acting on paired donors, with incorporation or reduction of molecular oxygen, reduced flavin or flavoprotein as one donor, and incorporation of one atom of oxygen. The coding region runs from base 370 to 1617 and encodes 415 amino acids. NCBI's taxonomy places the organism in Eukaryota, Metazoa, Chordata, Mammalia, Carnivora, Mustelidae. Gene Ontology annotation, cellular component: cytoplasm; intracellular membrane-bounded organelle. Gene Ontology annotation, biological process: xenobiotic metabolic process.
GGAAAACUCGAGACGGGGGGCAAGGGGUGUGGGCAGAGAUGAUUUAAGGGCAGCUCCCACCCCCAGACAUCCGCAGAGCUGCAGGGCACUGACCUGGAGCAGAUCACACUUCUGCUGCCGGAAGCUCAGCAGCUGAGCAAGGAGUAUGGCUGUGUGUACACGGUGCACCUGGGGCCCAGGCGCGUGGUGGUCCUCAGCGGGUACCAAGCUGUGAAGGAGGCCCUUGUGGACCAAGGGGAGGAUUUUAGUGGUCGUGGCGACUACCCUGUCUUUUUCAACUUCACUAAGGGCAAUGGCAUCGCCUUCUCCAACGGGGACCGGUGGAAGGUCCUGAGGAGGUUCUCUGUCCAGAUUCUGCGGAACUUCGGGAUGGGGAAGAGGAGCAUUGAGGAGCGGAUCCUGGAGGAAGGCAGCUUCCUGCUGGCAGAGCUAAGGAAAACUGAAGGCAAGCCCUUCGACCCCACGUUUGUGCUCAGCCGCUCCGUGUCCAACAUUAUCUGCUCUGUGAUCUUCGGCAGCCGCUUUGACUACGACGAUGAGCGUCUGCUUACCAUUAUCCGCCUGAUCAAUGACAACUUCCAAAUCAUGAGCGGCCCCUGGGGAGAGUUGUACAACAUCUUUCCGAGCCUCCUGGACUGGGUACCCGGGCCGCACCGACGCCUUUUCCAGAACUACGGGUGCAUGAAGGACCUCAUCGCCCGCAGCGUCCGCGACCACCAGGACUCCCUCGACCCAGACUCUCCCCGGGACUUCAUUGAUUGCUUCCUCAACAAGAUGGCACAAGAAAAGCAGGACCCGCAUAGCCACUUCCACAUGGAUACCCUACUGAUGACCACACAUAACCUGCUCUUUGGCGGCACCGAGACUGUGGGCACAACGCUGCGCCACGCCUUCCUUGUGCUCAUGAAGUACCCAAAAGUGCAAGCCCGCGUACAGGAGGAGAUCGACCGCGUAGUGGGUCGCGCGCGGCUGCCGGCGCUGGAGGACCGCGCGGCCAUGCCUUAUACAGAUGCGGUGAUCCACGAGGUGCAGCGCUUCGCAGACGUCAUCCCCAUGAAUUUGCCGCACCGCGUCACUCGGGACACAUCCUUUCGCGGCUUCCUGAUACCCAAGGACACAGAUAUCAUCACCCUCCUUAACACAGUUCACUAUGACCCCAGCCAGUUCCUGACGCCCCAGGAAUUCAACCCUGAGCAUUUUCUGGAUGCCAAUCAGUCCUUCAAGAAGAACCCUGCCUUCAUGCCUUUCUCAGCUGGUGAGAGCCAUGCGGACAGGAGUCAGGGUCUUUGGGGUCCCAUAUUCCUACCUACGUUCCUCAUUCCACUCUUUAAACCCUCUCGUUUCUUCGUCCUACCACAUCCUCAACUUUGGGUGUGCAGAGACAUUUGUUCUCCCUCCCAACUCUGUUCCUACAGGCAGAUAAAGGCUAAAAAUCCUUGCGGAGGGUGGUGGGGAGGCAGGAUAUUAAUUCAACUUGGAAGUAGUCACCGUCAGUAUCUCCACUGGGUGGCGCAGGCGAGCAGUUCUCCUUUCCUUGGCUUUGGUCUUUCCCCUGAUGAAAAAAAAUCUUUCCUGUUUAACCCAGUAGCAGAAAUAAAAAGGGGGAGGGAGGAAUAAUAAGUCAUUUACCAUAUUGCCUACCGCGUACCAAGCUCUACUCUUAAGAAGACUUAUUCGAGGGUGGCUAAGAGUUCGGUUUUCCAGCCAGACCCCAGAUCUGUCAUUUCCUAGCUAUAACGGUCUUGGAUACGUUACUUCACCUCUCUGUGCCUCCACUUCCACAUCUAUAAAAUGGAGAAUGAUAGAAUUCCAAGGCGCGUCUCUUGGAAUUGUUAGGAUUAAAUUAUAUUAUCAGUAUAGGGCUUAGAGUAACAUUUGACAGGCAAUAUGACCUACAUGGCAUUAUAUUCAUAUUUUUUAAAGAUUUUAUUUAUUUGACAGACAGAGAUCACAAGUAGGCAGAGAGGCAGGCAGAGA